Messenger RNA from Fonticula alba, 6573 nucleotides. RefSeq lists its product as hypothetical. Gene Ontology annotation, biological process: SCF-dependent proteasomal ubiquitin-dependent protein catabolic process. The record is from RefSeq and is a predicted model, not a curated record. The coding region runs from base 1 to 6573 and encodes 2190 amino acids. NCBI's taxonomy places the organism in Eukaryota, Rotosphaerida, Fonticulaceae. Gene Ontology annotation, cellular component: SCF ubiquitin ligase complex. The transcript has 9 exons.
AUGUCGCUUCCCCCUGGCGGGGCGCUGCCCGCGGCCAAGCAGAUUUGGGCUGCCCGCCGUCGUGCAUCCAUCGACAGCCGGGUACCCGCCUCUGCCCUGCCCUAUCCGCCCAUGGGGCCCAUCUCGCCGACAUCCACCCCGGGCCUCGGGCGCCCGCCGGUCCUGCAUGCCCCAUCGAUGGGCAGCACGCAGGCCGCGCGCACCCGGGCCGCCGAAGUCGACCAAACCAUGCUGAUGGCCGAUGACAGCUCGGCCGACCUGGUCCAGCCGCAGGGGGCCCUGCGUGCCCGGCGGGCCAGCAUCUGCCGCGGCUCCGGCAUCAACACUCUCCUGCAGACCGGCGACGUCGAGGCCAUCGCGGCGUCCAUCCUCGGGCAGGGAAUCCCCGAAACCGAUCUCCUGUCCAGCCGCCGGUCCAGCGUGCCGAACUUCGCCCUGGCCCGGGACCGGCGGUACUCGGUGUCCUCCAUGGCGGCAGCCUCAUCGCACCGCAGUGGUGCCCGGUCCAGCUCCAGUGACAGCGGCCAUGGCGGCGACUCGCCGUCGACCUUUUCGGCCACCUCCUUCUCAAGUAGCCCCAGCUCCAGCACCGGGUCCAGUGGCCGGGACCCGUCGCCGGUGGCCGGGCGCCAAUCCGGCGGCCAGGUCCGCCGGGGCACCUCGCCCGUGGUGUCCAGCUAUCUCGGCCUGUCGCCGCCCGAUGUGGCCCCCAGCGCGGCCGGGUCCGGCCCCGGGCACAUGGCCGAGGCCAUGUACCACCAUGACAUGCCCGACACCAUGCCGGCCGGGGCAUCGCCCUCGCAUGUGGCUGCCGUGGCCGCCAGCCACCAGUCGGACCUGCGCGCGGCCGGGCCCCCGGCCGACGUGAUCCGCCCCUGGCGUGGCGCCCCGCCGGGCCCGGCCACCGCCGACAUGGACGAGUCCAGCGACGACGACUCGCCGGUCGUCAGCACCGACGCCAUCGAGCGCCUGAAGGCACAGGCCCCCUCGCGCCGCCGGGCAAGCAUCGCCGUCUGGUCGGACCCGGCCCUGCUGGAAAUCCAACAAGCCAUCGAGGCCAACCGCAUUGACAUGUCGCGCGGCCCGGGGCGGGGCCCUGGCCGCGGGCCGGCCCCCGCCGCUGCCAAGUCCCCCUCCGGGCGCGCGGAAUUCCACGGCCAGGCCGCCCUAACCCCGGAGAACUUGGAUGAGGCGGCCGACUUGGGCUCCUCGGCGUCCGACUCGUCGGUGGCCUCGUCCGACUCGAUGGACAGCGCGGCCGCUGCGCGCCGGGCCCAGGCCGCCCGCCGGGCGGCCGCCGUCGACCCGACCGACCGGCGUGCCUUGGAGUCCCUUGACCCGGCUGCCGCCGCCGCCGCCGCCGCCGCCGCCUUCCAGGCUCGCCAGGGUGCCGGCAAGGCGUCCCCCUCGGACGAUCGGUCCCCCCGAAGCGACCGCAGCUCCGACGGCCUCAUCGACCAGGAUGACGAUGAGUAUGAGCCCAUCCUGCCGGAUGAUGGUGCCCUGUUGGCCGCUGCCAACCCCUCCGAUCCGAGCACCUUCGCCCAUUUGCCCCAGCGCCUGGUGGCCCAGGUUUUGGCCCGCGGCACACUGGGGGACUUCCUUCAGGCCAUGCGCCAUUCGCCGGAGCUGCAGGCCAAAAUCCAGGCCCCGCCGCCGCGGCUGCGCCCGGCCAUCUUCGGCCGUCUGCCGGUGCCGGCCCGGGUGCUGGACCUGACGCCCUUCCAUCGGACCUUGAUGGAUCUGGAGGCGGCCACCAUUGUCGCCUGGCAGGGGGCCUUCUCCCGGGGCUACAUGGACUGGCUUCUGGACCGGUCUGGGUCUGGGAGUCGCUCGGUGUCGGACGCCUCCUCGGCCGAGGACGAGGCCUCCGGCGCCCCGGCACCGGACCUCGAGUACGAUGGGAUCAAGGCCGUGUCCGCCGGCCGGGCCUGGGACGUGGGUGAUGGCCUCCUGCUUGCGCUGCGCCUGUGGGUCGAGCGUCUUCAGCUUCUCAACAUCAACGAUUGCUGGCGCGUGUCCAGCGAGUCACUCAUUGCCCUGGCCGAGGGUGGCAUGACACGCAACCUGGUGGGGCUGGACUUGUCCAAUUGCAAGAGCAUCAACGACGCGGCCAUCAUGACCCUGGCGCGGUACACCCCCCACCUGAAGGACCUGCGCCUGGCUUACUGCAAGCAAAUCACCGGGGCCACCGUGGGGGCCUUGUUCCACGACCCCAGCACCCGGCCCCCGGGCCAGCCGGCCCCGCCGGAUCUGGAAUUCUUCGUCCUCCAGCGGUGCACCGCCAUCGCCUCGCUGCCAAAUGCCCUGGGCGUGGCGCGCAAGAUGCGCGGCGUGGUGCUGGCCGAGUGCGGGUACUUCGGCGAUGGGGCCCUCGAGUCGCUGGCCAUCGGCGCCUAUGGCGGUGUCCUGCGAUACGUCAGCGUCGCCUUCUGCUGCUCGCUCACGCCGCUGGGCAUCAAGAUCCUGGUGGAUGCUUGUCCGCUGAUCGAUGAGCUCGAUAUGGCCUUCUGCGGUCUAGCUGCCACCGACGAGCUGCUGGCCGAGAGCCUCGCCUCGCUGGAGCACCUUCGCGCGCUGAGCAUCCGCGGCUGUGUGCAGGUGACGAAUCGCGGCGUGGCAGCACUGGUGAGCGCCUGGCGCGCGCGCCAGCUGACCGCCCCCGGAGGAGAACGCACAGCCACCACCUUCCGGCUGAAUGUCAGCGCUUGCCCGGGCGUCUCGGUCAUCGAAGCGGCCCUGGCCCCGGAGAAUGGGGAGAUGAUGCUGGACCGGGAGCGUCCUGGUUUGGCCCAAGCGAUUGGACGCUACUCAACGGUGUCCUCCUCCUGGCGCCUGGUCGACGAAAGCCACUACUGGCCGAUGGGGAGCAAGUGCGAGCGCAAUCCCCAUCUGGCUGCCACCGGUCGCGCGCCGGUCCAUGAAUCUUCCCUGCGAGACAUGCGCGAGCAGAUGAUACGGCUGUCGGAUGAGGCCCGUCGGGCUGCCCUGCACCAGGCCCCCUCGGUGGGCCAGGCGCGCGGCACGGCCGCCGCCGCCACUCCGCCCACAGCUAGCCACCUUUCCUCGAUGCAGGAGGAGGAGGAGGGGCAUGACUCGGCCACGGGGGCCGACACCGUGGCCCCCGGAGAUGCUGUCGACGCUGCCAACACCUCCGCCAGCAGCAGCAGCAGCAGCAGCGGCGGCGGCGGCGGCGGCGGUGACAGCAGCGACCUCGACCAGCGCUCCGGCCGGCUUCCGGAGGGACACUCUGCCGCCGCCUCGCCCGGGGCCUUGCCCAUGUCCAACCACGCCCGCCAGGCAGCCGCCCUGCCGAAGGCCGACGACCCGACCGGGCGGCACGCUACCACCGCCAGCAAGGAGUUCACCACCGACGACGACGAGGAGGAGGAGGAGGAGGAGGAGGACUUUGUCGAGUACCAGGGCAAGGAGCGCAUCCUGGCAGCGGGGCGCCCGGCGUCCGAUGGGCAUCUGCCCCGGCAGCAAGGCGCCACCUCCCCCCGGCGGAAGGACUACGCCUUCCAAGCCUUCCAGCCUCCCCCGGACAAUGUCAGCUACUUCGGCGAUGUGAAGAUCUUCACCGGGCCGCCGCCGCCGCCGCCGCCGCCGCCGGGGCCGGCGGUCAGCCCCGCCGCCCCAGCUCCCAGCACCGAGGCCUGCCAGCCGGCGGCGGCCCAGUUGGCCGCCCCGCUGCCGCUGCCGCCGCCGCCGCCGCUAAUGCCCGCCCAGCCGGCUCAGCGCCUGGAAAUCCCGGUGGCCCCGCGAGACCCGGAAUUGGCCGCGCGCUUCGACUCCUCCAAGUUCUAUCUCCGCCUGCCGGAGGAAACCCUCAUCCUGCCGGCCGAGUGGAAGCUCCUCGGGGCCCAGGACCAGCUGGUGCCCUGGACCAGCCAAUUCCCCCUGUACCCGGUACCCGGGGUGCCAGUGCUGAAGGUGGCCCAGGUGGAACGCACAGCCGAGGGCCCGGCAUCCAGCACGACGUCGCCCACAUCCUCGCUGCCGGCCGCGACUCCGGGCCCGAUGCCGGCUUCCCCGGGCGCUGCCAUCCUCCCGGUGGCCGAGGAGCCGGCCCUGGCCGGCAAGCUGACCGACGUGCCGGUGGCAAAUGAGCGCCUCCGGGCCGGGCCCUGGGCCUCGGCCAUCCCCGCCGACGAUGGCGGCCCGCGGGUGGUCGCCGCGGCCGCCGCGGCCGCCAUGCCCGCCGCCGGGCAUACCGACCGCGGGCAGCAAACCGAUGGCAGACUGCCGGGAACCGGGGCCCAGCCCGCCCCCCACCGGGCCUACAACCACCCAGGCCACCAGGAGGGGGGCCGCCAGCAGCAGCAGCAGCAGCAGCGUCAGCAGCACAACCCCCAGCCCAUGAACCAUCAGCAAGCACACACUACCCAGCAGGACUCCCGGUCCCGGACCGGCGGCUCGUCCAGUGGCGACAGCGACUUCGAGGAUGCCCUGGAGCAGCACCCGUCGGCCUCGGUGUCUUUGUCUUCGCUGUCGCCACCGCCCUCGUCGCGGCCGCCGCAGGCCGGCCUGCCGACAACCGUGGCAAGUGCCGCGGGCUUGCGACUGGACCGCUUUGCGCAUGAGACCAUCGAAACGCCCGGAGCCCCGGGGCCCGGGGCGUUGAUCCGACGGGGCCCCCGGGCCGGGAGCCCGGCCGCCCAGGCAGCCGCCCGCUAUGACCGGCGUCUGACCACCGGCUACUGGCGGUACACUCGCCCGGAGUAUGAGCGCGAUCGGCUUCGAUGGACCUUCGCCCGCGAGGAGGAGGGCGCCCAGGCAGCCGGCGGCAUGGCGCCCGACGAGCCGGACGACGACCGGCCGGCCGACGAGGCCCGGCCCGGCCAGCGCCGGCAGCAGGUGCUCUGCUCGAGCCUGCACUGGGCCGGCCCAAGCACCCUGGCCCAGGCCCAGUGGCAAACCCAAGUGACGGACUCCGGGACGGCCCAGUGCGCCUUCCAGCUGGAGCUCUUCGAGUGGGACUUUGCUCGGGGGGUCCCCGGGCCCGGGCGCCAUGUGCACCGGGUACAAACCGUGCAUUUGGGGCUCGGCACCGAGGAGGGCGUCCCGGCGCCGCUUUUGCCGCCGGCCCGCUCGCCGUGGGAUGAGAAGCCGCGCUGGCCCCAGCUUGACCGGCCGCCCGGCUUGGGGCCCGCCCUGGCCCUGGACCCGGGCGAGUCGGUGUGGCUGGCCGGAGGGGCGUGGCCGGCCGGGGCGUCGGCGUGUGCGCCCCCCGGCACCGGGGUCGACGCGCCUUGGCUGCUUCUCCCCCGGGGCCGGCAUGCCGGUGCCUGGGAGGAGGGGCCGCGGGGGGAGCAGGAGCCCCGGGAGCAGGAGCCGCGGCCCCAGGGGGGUGGUGGUGGCGAUGGUGGCGGCCAUGGCUCGGCGGCCAUCCGGGGCAGGCAUCACACCAAUGAUGGAGAGCAGGAUGCCGGCGAUGCUGCUGCUGCUGCGGCUGCUGCUGAUGAUGAUGAUGAUAAUGAAGAGGAAGAUGACCUGCUGACCGACUGGAGCUUGACGUCGCUCGAUGGAGGUAGCCCAUCCGGCGAGUGGCUCCUGUCGGAGGAGAUCGACGAGUGGCCCGACAAUGACCAGCCCGGCACCGAGUGGCCCUCGCUGCCUCCCUCGCCCACCUCGCCCGCCUCGCCCACCGGGCCGGGAGAUGCCCCGCCCCAGGGGGGGCUGGCCGCGGGGGAGGCAAGUCCGAAGCCGGCCGUCGAGUCGACGGAGGAGGCGCAGGCGGUCCCGCCGCCAGGACCGGCGGAGGAGGCCCUCACACCGGGGGACCGCCCAGAGCCGGGCCUGGCCCGGGCCCUGUCGGCUCCUCGCACCGGCCUGCGACCCCCACCGCAGCAGCAGCAGCAGCAGCAACAACAACAAAAGAGUCUGACGCGCAUCGAUCGGCGCUGGCGCCGGCCCCGGACCCCGCCCCCGGACCGGCCGUCAAAUCGGGCCAGUGGUCGCCGGGGCGGGGCCCCCCCGCACACGGUGGUCCGCAUGCGCAUCUUGUCGGAGCUGCGUGUGGUCAUGCCGACCCCGGAGGCCGCGGCCGCCGGGAGCCAGCCCACCGUCCAGCAGGCGGCCUUCACCACGUCGAUGGUCCUGCGCGCGCGGGACAUGGCCGCCGCAGAUCGGGCCCGUACUGCGGCCGACGCCUUCGAUCGGGUGUUCUACUGCCCGGGACCCGGGGGCGCCGCCGCCGCCACGGGCCCGACCGAGGGGCCGGCUGAGGAGCAGCCAGACGCGGCGGGCGAGAAGCAGCCCGGGGCCACCAUCUUUUGGAGGCCGGCCGCCAGAGGCGCGCUUCCGAAGCCGCCAGACCAUCACCAGGGGCGGCAGGCGGCCGACCCGACGGCCAGGCCGGGGGGCGGCCCCCUUGCAGGGAGUUCCGCCAUGGCGCUCCGGCCCAUGCUGGCCAAAGGGUCCGAAGUGGGCCUCCGGCCCGGGCCGCCGUCCAUGCGCACGGAGCACAUUGUGUCCCGGACGCGGAUGCGCCGGGACGGCCGGACCGCGGUCCUGCGCGUGUACACCCAUGUGCUGCUUGCCCUGUACGAUGACGAGGGGCUUGGUGGAUGA